UACACGAUAACUUCCCCACACAUUGCGGUCAGAGAUUAUGCUGACAGCCGUCGCCGUACUCAACGACAAACUUACGCUUUUGCAGUCGGAUAGUUUCCAUUUUUAAUGAGAGCUGUAGUGUAAAUAAACUGUAAUUAGUAUUACACCCCUCUGACGUGACAUAAGGUGUGAACUAUUUGAAAACAUUUUUACGUGUGUGUAAUAUAAACGAUAAAUUGUUGCGUGAGCUACGAAUUGAGUUGCGAGUACGAAAUGCAGCAGUGUUUUGGUGGAACUUCAUCUAUUCGGAGUUGUUAUAUACUUCGUUUUGAAAAAACUGUGCGAUUUCUUAAGAAAGUACUCUGUAUGCCAUCUAUUUGUAUGUGUUGUGCGUAGUUGUCGUGUAAAAUAUCCAUGAAGACGUACAGUCGAAGAAAACCAAUAAAAUUGAAAGACCUAAUUGGUAUUUGCCGACUUUGUUUAUCCAGCGAUGGUGACAGGCGUUGUAUUUUUAUGGACGAGGAAGAUAUUCCGCUGUCAGUGAAAAUAAUGACAUGUGCGUCAGUGCAGGUAUCUGAAGGAGAUGGAAUGCCAUCAGAAGUAUGUUACAAUUGCAUGCACCAACUGGAAAGCUCAUACAGAUUCAGACAGAAGUGUGAAGAAGCAGAUACUAAGCUUAGGAAACUACUGAGAGCUGCCAAAGAUGCGGAAACAAAUCAACGAGAAUUUCAUGAAACUGACUUCGUCAGUGUCAAGAACAACCUUUUUAACCUUCAAAUUAUGGCAACAGAAACAACAGAAAAAUCGACCACAUUAUUUGUCUGCAGCUCUCCAAAUCACAGUAAUUCUGAGUUGAUUUCUUCGGAUAUAUUUCCUGUUAAUAAAAGCCUCUGUCCAACAUUGUCAGAUCCCACAACAAUAGAUUGUAAAUCAAGUUCUAACCCAGUCUGUGAUUUGAGUGAUUUGCUUAUUCCAAAUGUACAUAAAUCAUUGUGUAAUUCAUCACAGGUAGAUACUACUACAUCAGAAUGCGAAUUAGAAGCUGGUGAAAAACAACAAUCGGAUGACAGUUUGAAGGAAAUGGAAAAUUUGUCUUGUAGCGAAGUUCAUCCUGUUGUGGCAAGCACAGGUGAUAUCCAUUCUCAGGUAAAGAGUGAAAAAAAUACUCAAAAUUCAUUACAACUACCUGAAAAUUGCCAGAAUUCAAAUCCUUCAGAUACAGGAAAUCAGCCAUUCAUAUUUUCUCCAACACUGAAAAAUGAAGAAAUUACAGCAGAAUGUUUGGACGGCAGCAAAGCACAUGUUGACAUGAAGGAGUUGGGCAAUGUGAACUGUGGUUCAUCUGGAGUGGUUCAGUGCAAGACUGUUUCUGAUUACAAACUGAUUUUCAAAUGUGAUAAAUGUCCCAAGAGGUUCAGCAAGAGACUAGACCUGAAGCGACACACUUCUGUUCACAAUCAGCAAAGAGGAUUUGUCUGUGGAAUAUGUGAAAAAUGGUGCCCUAAUCAAACAAAUUUCAAGCGACACGAGAGAACACAUACUGGUGAACGGCCAUUUUCCUGUAAAUACUGUUCAAAGAGUUUUUCACAGACUGCUAUCCUUAACCGGCAUAUGAUGAUUCAUACUGGUGAAAAACCAUUCCAGUGCAACGCAUGUGGAAAGAAAUUUACUCAAAAAGAAAGUCUUAAAGUACAUUCAAGGCAACAUUUGUCUGGUAAUGAUAUCACGACCUUUCAGUACAAAUGUCCAUUUUGUGAAAAAUCUUUCCGCCACCAGUCUGGCCUUUCAAGACAUUUGAUGUCUCACACAGGAAAAACAUUUAGUUGUAACCUUUGUCCAAAAACAUUUACAGACCAAUCAUCUUUGAAAAGACACCUUAAACGACAUUUUGAAAUAAAAUCUUGAUGAAGCUUAAA
This is a messenger RNA of Schistocerca piceifrons (Central American locust), 1895 nucleotides long. Its product is annotated as zinc finger protein 454-like. Gene Ontology annotation, molecular function: zinc ion binding. Lineage: Eukaryota; Metazoa; Arthropoda; Insecta; Orthoptera; Acrididae. Gene Ontology annotation, cellular component: nucleus. The transcript has 3 exons. The coding region runs from base 394 to 1884 and encodes 496 amino acids. The record is from RefSeq and is a predicted model, not a curated record.